Messenger RNA from Funneliformis geosporum, 561 nucleotides. Lineage: Eukaryota; Fungi; Glomeromycota; Glomeromycetes; Glomerales; Glomeraceae. The record is from the annotation of a GenBank genome assembly.
AUGAAAUCCAAUUCAGUUGAAAAUGAAAAUACAUUUAAUUCCUUAUCGGAAGAUUUAAAAUUUGCAUUAAAUAAUCCUUUGUUUAGUGAUAUAAAGCUAAAAGGAAACGACGGAGAAGAAAUACAAGCUCAUCGAGUAAUAUUAGUGUCACGUUCAGAGGUGUUUAAGCGUAUAUUAUUGAAUGAAUCCACUCAAAAUGUGAUAGAAUUUUAUGAGUUUUCUUCGAAAAUUUUACACGUUAUUCUUGAAUAUUUAUAUACCGGGAAAGUGACAGAAACGUUGCAGAUUGAAAUCAUUGCUAAAGCUUUUCAUAGUGCUGAUUAUUUUUUACUUGAGCAACUAAAACAUCAAAUGAUUGAGUUUGUUCUACAUGAUUUAAAAAAUAAGGAAAAUAAUAUAAAUAUUUCAGCUAAGAUUCUAUCCCAACUUUUGGAAUGUAUGGAUACUCCUAAUAAUAAGUUGGUUGAAUCACUUUGCAAAAUUAUUGAUUUUGCUCCAUUAAAAUCUAUUGAAUAUAAUAAUUUAAUAUUGAAUAUAAUAAUUAAACCGACAAAGCUUUGA